This is a messenger RNA of Arabidopsis lyrata subsp. lyrata, 2005 nucleotides long. RefSeq names its product WAT1-related protein At5g40240. The record is from RefSeq and is a predicted model, not a curated record. Gene Ontology annotation, cellular component: plasma membrane. The transcript has 7 exons. The coding region runs from base 756 to 1862 and encodes 368 amino acids. NCBI's taxonomy places the organism in Eukaryota, Viridiplantae, Streptophyta, Magnoliopsida, Brassicales, Brassicaceae. Gene Ontology annotation, molecular function: transmembrane transporter activity.
GGUUUAAGUGGUUUGGUUUAGCUCGAUUUAAUUCGGUUUAGUUCGGAUCAAAUCUCUACACUUGAGAAGCGUAUCUCUGUCAAGUGUCAACGAGCGUCUCAAAAUCUAACCGUUGGAUCAAUUCUUUUGACGGUCAUAGUCUCGCCGGCAGCAUCGAACGGGAUGUCGCCGGAUAAAUCUCCCACGUGAGCUACUCCGCCGCCUACGACUGAUAAUUGGUGCGAUCCUGGGGAUUCUUUCAACAAGUUACUGUGAUUUAGUUGCUUUAUCUUCUGUUGUUGGAGGAAUCGUAGGUUAGCGAUGACAUUGCUCUUGGAAUUUGUCUUAAGUAAGUACGAUUGAUUGAUUUAGGUUGCUUUUGAUCUUUGGAUGAUUCUGUUGUUGAAGCUGAUUCAGCAACUCUAAAGCAAAGUCUUUUAUCAGUGGAGGAGAAUGUUCAAAUGCAAGUUGGAAAAUUUCUCCAAUUGGAUGAUUGAGAAGGUAUUAGAGCUCUAUGGCUAAAGGUCCUUGUCUUAGGUCUCGUGGAGUAGUAGAAUAUGGAUCCUUGUGAUGUGAAGUAUUGUGUCAAGUUGGGAUUAUUUUAUUAAGGAGAGGCUGAUUUUUUCCACAAUGUUGUCGUCUUUGAUAAAGUCUUGGUUUUAUUUAAACAAAUGACUAAUUCCCAAACGUGGUGGAGUUAACAACCAAAAACAACAUGAUUGAUUGAUUCUGAAUUCACUGAGAGUUUCUGGGGAUCUAGAUAUCAAAAAUCUAUCAUGAGAGAAACAAGAGAAGAGAAAGUGGCGUGGAGGUAUUUUACCAGAGAUGUUGUGCCGUUUGCUGCUAUGUUUGCGGUGGAGUGUACCACGGUUGGGUCAAACACACUGUUUAAGGCUGCAACUAUAAGAGGAUUGAGUUUCUAUGUCUUUGUCUUCUACUCUUAUGUUGUUUCAACACUUCUCCUUCUUCCACUUUCUUUAAUCUUUGGAAGGUCAAGAAGAUUACCAUCAGCCAAGUCUCCUUUUUUCUUCAAGAUUUUCUUACUUGGGCUUGUCGGGUUCAUGUCGCAGAUAGCUGGUUGUAAAGGUAUAGAAUAUAGUUCCCCAACUCUUGCCUCUGCUAUCAGCAACCUCACACCCGCUUUCACAUUCACGCUCGCUGUUAUCUUCAGGAUGGAACAAGUAAGGUUAAGAAGCUCUGCGACUCAGGCUAAAAUCAUUGGCGCAAUACUAUCUAUAUCUGGUGCUCUGGUAAUUUUGCUAUACAAAGGCCCACAAGUUCUCGCUGCUGCAUCUUUUACACCUUUAUCACCUACCAUUUCACUUCACCAGCAUUUGGCCUCAUUAGAGUCAAAGUGGACAAUCGGAGGGCUCUUGCUUGCUUCACAGUAUUUUCUUAUAUCAGUUUGGUAUAUUCUUCAGACUCGUGUCAUGGAGGUAUACCCUGAAGAAAUAACCGUAGUCUUCUUCUACAACUUAUUUGCAACACUAAUCUCAGUACCAGUAUGUAUUUUUGCGGAGAGCAACUUGACUUCUUGGGUGCUUAAACCAGACAUUUCCCUCGCUGCAAUCAUAUACUCGGGAGUCUUCGUUUCAUUAUUCAGCGCUCUUACCCACACAUGGGGUUUGCAUAUGAAGGGUCCGGUAUACAUAUCCUUGUUCAGGCCAUUGUCUAUUGCGAUUGCAGUCGCCAUGGGUGCUAUAUUCCUCGGAGAUUCGCUUCACCUUGGGAGUGUCAUCGGAUCAAUGAUAUUGUGCAUUGGAUUCUACACUGUGAUUUGGGGCAAAGCAAGAGAGGAUACAAUCAAAACUGUAGCUGGUUCUGAGCAGUCACCUUUUCUGCUUACACAUAUCAUAGAAGAUGAAGCCUUUCCAUUAAAUUAGGAUUGAUGCAAGUGGAUUCCUUAUACUAUUCAUUAAUAAAUAUGUAUCCUUAAAACAUGUGUUUAUAUAUGUCUAUACAUAAAAGAUAUAAUUUUCUUGUAUUAUUAUGAGAUUACAUGUGAAUGAGUAGUUUUUUUUCUUCA